GCUAGAAUUACAGGUAUUAGCCACCAUGCCUGGCCACCAACACUUACUGUUUUCUGUUGUUUUAUGGAUAGUAGCCACACUCAGGAGUGGAAAGUGUGUUUUCAUUGUGGUUCUCAUUUGCAUUACUCUGAUGACUAGUGAUGCUGAGCAUCUUUUCAUGAGUAUGUGGCCAUUUGCAUAUCAUCUUUGGAGAAAUCUAUUCAAGUCUAUUGUUUAAUUGCGCUAUGCAUUUUAUUAUUAUCUGUAUGUAUGAGUUCUCUACAUAUUUUAGAUGUGAACCCCCUAUCAGGUGUAUGAUUUGAAGGGAUUUUCUCCCACUCCAUAGGUUGCAUUUGGCUCUGCCAUGUCCUUUGAUACACAGGGCUUUUGGAUUUUGAUGUGGUCUAAUUUACCUACUUUUAAUUUGUAGCCUGUGCUUUUGGGGUUAUAUCCAAAAAACCAAUGCUGAACCCAUUGUCUGAAGCUUCCCCCAUAAUUUUCUUCUUGGAGUUUUAUAGUUUUAGUCCUUAACAUUUAGAUCUUCAAUUUGCUGAGAGUUAAUUUUUCUGUAUGGUGUUAUGUUAGUGUCCAACUUCAUUCUCUUGCAUGUGGAUGUUCAGUUGUUCCAGCACCAUUUGCUGAAGAGAUUGUCCUGAACGUUCCUGGCCCUCUUGUCAGAAAGCAUUUAGCCAUCUGUGAUGGUCAUUUCUGUGCUCAAUGUUCCACUCCAUUGCUCUGUGAGUCUGCCCAUGCCAGGGCCACCCUGUUUUAAUUACAGGAGCUUGUAAUGAGCUUUGAAAACAGGAAGUGUAAAGGCCUCCAACUUUGUUCUUUUUCAAGAUCGUUUUGUUUAUUUGGGGUCUUCUGAGCUUGCAUAUGCCUGAUAGUUUGCUAAAUUUCCUUUAGUUUUUAGAGUUCUUUUGUGGAAUCUUGUGUUUUGUACAUAUGGGAUCAUGGCUUUUGCAAAGUGGUAACUUUACAUCUUCCUUUUCAAUUUGAGUGUCUCUUAUUUCUUUGUCUUGCCUAAUUGCUCUUUCAGUUGUUGGCAUGACCACAUCACGCGUGUUCGCAUUGUGUGUGCAAAAACAUCAACUAAUCAUAGGAUCGUUUGGCAUAGUUAGUGUAUUAGAUCAUGUCCAAAACAAAAAUAGUACUAGGUUUUAUAAUGGUCCACGUAUUUACCUUUACCAGAGGUCUUUAUUUCUUCAUGACACUUUGAGUUCCUGUCUGGUGUUCUUUGUUUUCAAGCCCAAGGACUCCCUUCAGUGCAGGCAGGGCUGGUGGUACUGAGCUUCUGGUUAUCUGGUAGUGUCUUAAUUUCUCUGUCAUUUUUGAAGCACAGUUUGUGGGAUUUGGGCUCUUGGUUGAGAGCUUUAUUUUUUCUUUCUUUCUUCUAAGACUUUGAAUAUUUCAACCUACUGACUACUGGCCCCCAAAGUUUUUGAUGACGAAGCUGAUGAUGAUCGUUUGGGGGAAUUAUGACGACGUUUAUCUCUCUGGCAGCUCUACAGAUGUAGAUAAUGGACUUUAUUGUGUGUCCCACAGCACAGAACCCAUUUUUACAUUAUGAUGAUGUCAGCUGUGUUGAGGCAUCACCCUGACAUCAAUCAGAAUUUAAAGAGAAGUCAUUGAAUAUUUCAAGGAUACACAUGAUGGGGUCUUUAAAAGCCUGAAGUUAUUACGGAUUUGCAAACUAUAAAUGGAAAGGUCCCUGAAGCAUUGUACAGGUUUAAAUUCCGAAUACACUAAAUAUCCACGUCUAUAACCAUGUAAACAAAGAACACUAGCUUUCUUACAUAGGAAAAUAUUCUUGCCACCAAAAAAUGAAAGAGCUACUGUAGUGUAGGUUUUACCCAGCCAUGAUUGGCCCAUUUCUUACUCUGACCUCAUAAAGAGCCAUUGUUCCCAAAUUCCCAGCACCUAUAUAAGCCCCUGGCUGGGCCUAGGGUUUCGGUCCUUAUUGCCCGGUAAGCUGCUUUCUAGUGACCCGUGGUAUGUGACUAUAGUGAUAUUGCGUUUUCCUUCUUAGUGAGUAUUGUCAGUGUAGUUAAUAUAAUUAGCAUUGUUGGUUAGUUGUGUUAAUGUAAGAUAGUUAGUAGCUUGUUAAUUUUGUUACCGUACAGCAGCUAAUGCUGCUCGUUAGCAGCAUUAGCGUAGUGUAGUUAAUAUUGUUUUCUCUUCACAUAGUAUCGUUAGUACUGUUCUUUUGUAACGUUGGUAUUAUUAGUAUUCUUUGCCUAUUUAGCAUUAUUUCUUAAUAUCAUUAGUGUAGUUCAUAUAUAUUGUAUCAUUAUAUCCUUUAUUACACUUAUAUAUUAUAUAUUCAAUAUAGACUGUGAGUACUGUUAGCGCCCUAAACCUAGUUGGUAUAGCUGGGUGUACUGACUAGUUACUCAGCACAGUGAGUGUACACUGAGCGCAGAGGCCACCAUGGCGCAGCGGCUGCCCAUGAAGAAGUUCGGUGACUAUAAGUUCCUCAAGCACGUUAGCUCUGGCCCGAACAGCCAGGUGUUUCGGGGUGUGCACGUCCCCACGGAGACCAAAGUGGCAAUAAAACUGGUGUCCCGGAAGAACCACCCCAGCCUGGAAAGGCUCCACAGAGAGGCCGACGCCCUGAGGUCCGUGGCUCAUGAGAACAUCAUCAUGCUUCUGAACAUCCUCAAGAAUGAAGACAGUGUGGCCUUGGUGACGGGCUUCGUGGGCGGCGGGAGCCUCUUGGAAUACAUCAGCAAACAGCAGCGCCUGACCGAGCAGGAGGCCCGCCCCAUAUUCCGCCAGCUGAUGGAGGCAGUCGAGCACUGCCACCAGCAGCACCUGGUCCACCGCGACCUGAAGCCCGCCAACAUCCUGCUGGACAAGGAGGGGAAUGUCAAACUCGCUGCCUUCAGCGUGGCCACAGCCUUUCGUGAGGAGGAUUACCUGAACACCUUCUGCGGAACCCCAGCUUUCAUGGCCCCUGAAAUGCUACGCCGGGAGAAAUACGUGGGGCCGGAGGUAGACAUCUGGAGUUUGGGCAUCGUGCUGUACAACAUGAUAACUGGGCAUGUCCCAUUUUCCGGCGUCAGCUGGGAGGAACUGAGAACCAACGUCACCCAGGGGACCUAUGAGACCCCUGAUUACUUCUCUAAAGAGCUGAAAUCAUUUUUGGAGAGGUUUCUCACCGUGGAUGCCAAGUUGAGGCCCACCAUUUGUGAACUCAUGCAAGACACCUGGAUCCAGACCCAGGACCCACCGAAGCCGCCCAGGAAACGCACAGGGUCUGCGAGUCAUCACCACAGGCUGGGGAUUCCCCGUUAUCCGAUAAUCCCCGAGAAUUGCCCUGCGGCCUCCAUGUUCAUCCAGAAGAGCAGCUGCGAAGACGAAGAUGAAGAAGUAGACAGCUUUCUCGAGAAUGAGCUGCUAGAAUAUGAGCUCUCUGCCGAGUCUGAGAAGCCAGAAGAUGACAGCUCUGAGCAGGCCGGGCAGCCACAUGAGAAGACCAGGACCCCUUCCGUGGAAGAGGACCAGGCCCCGCAGGGGCUCGCUAGGAGUCUCGGCGACUUCUUCCGAAGCAUUUGCUGCUUCUUGCCGCCCAGGAAGACCUGCCCUCCGCCCAGGAGGAGGUGGCUGCGUUCCAACAAGGUGGUGCCAGUGACGAAGGACAGCUGAAGAGCCACGGCAACACGGAGAGCAAGAAGACCCCGAGCUCCCGGCCUCUUGACAUCAUGGCGUGGGAGGUGUGCCGAGUGUGGACCCACAGCUCCGGGUGGAAGUCGCCCAGAAGCAGCCUGUGGAGCGGACUCGCAGCUCCAAGGUGGGCAGGGGAGCUGGCCGGAAGCAGCCGCAGCCUGCAGAGGCAUCCGAGCACGGUGUCACCUGCAGGUGCCAGUGUGCUGCUUGCUCUCCGUGCUUCAGCUUUGGCCACCACCACCGCCUUGUUUGCCUGUUUGCAGCGGACGCGUUGGGCUGGCAGGAAGCAGUGAAGUUGCCACGUCUCCUGGUGAGUUCCGAGGCCUGGCCGUCUUUAGAGCAGGAGGUUGAGAUCUUCCACUCCGGCGGCCCCCCCUGGUGGGAGUCAGAUUCCCUGGAAAUUUCGUGGGGACAUGUGCCUCCUCCUGGCUGUCUGCCAUGGCAGCAGGGCACCCUGCUGGGACAGGGACUCAAGUGUGGGCUGCCACUGUGCUUUCCUGGUCUCCGCUGGCAUUCCUGAUCUCCUCUGGCAUUCCUGAUCUCCUCUGUGCUUUCCUGGUCUCCGCUGGCAUCUCCUGCCCAUCCACCUGCCCCCCAUCAUUUGAAGGAGCGUGGGCCUCUCUGUGGGGUCAAGUUCAGGAACUUUCGCAGAAAGGUUUUCAGCUCUCAGUGUUGCAGGUGGGAUGUUGCUAGAAGGUUCCCUGAGUUCUCUCCAUCCAGAUGGAAGAGUCCUGGCUAUCAUGGCAUGGAGGACAAACCCAGGCUCCACACUCCUCCCACUAGGCCCAUGUUGUCCUUGUUCAGGUAAUUCUGGGCCACAGAAGGUGUCCACCCUUUCCUCAUCACUAAAUGUGCCACUAAAGGUGGCAAAGCCAAAGUCAGCUAGUUUCAUCUUGUCAUUGACAUCAAGUAGGGUGUUUUGCGGUUGUAGGGUGUAACGCGGUUCUAGUGGCAAUACUGCACGCAGCCGGGAUUGUCCUGUCAUUACAUAGAGGCUGUCUUCAGUCUCAGUGACACCCAACGGCUUCAGCCUAUUUGGAUGACUCAGGUGCCUUUACUAUGACCUCCAUAUUGACAAGUUCCACGCCAUGGAGGCUCUGAUUGAACAUCAUUUUUUUAUCGCUGUUUAUUAUUAUUUUUUUCUUUUUCGUUCCUUGGCCAAAUAUCACCUGCUGCUAAAGGAAUAACUUCGUGUCCUCUAAGCAGCUCUGGAUCUCAACAAGCUGGGGCUUCUCUCGCACUGGCACUACAUCCCUGUGGGCACGGCCAGACGCACAGAGGUUCAGGGGCAGUGCCUUGGGCCUUAUUUGAUGGCUACCUUGGUCCCCUAUGACACUGCACCAGCCACUGCACUUCAGGAGCUUGCUAUUGUUUAGCGCCUCAUUGGACAAAUUGCAGGUGGCACCCUGCUGCCUGGUCACCUCUAUCUAUGCGAACUCUUCCCUAGCUGUGCUAGGUAACUAGCGAACGCUGCCAGCUACACGACCUAGGCUAGGACCAUUAACAGUGCUAUGAUUCCAGCUACAUGCACCAGGCUAACAGUACCAAUAAUACUAACUGUCCUAAGAAUACUGACUACACUAUGCUGUCACUACUGACACACAGUCGACUGUACUAUGCUAGCACUGCACACUGUGCUAUGCUGACAUCACUACCAGGCAGCACUGACUAUUCUACGCUAGCACGACCGACCAAUGACACUAACUGUACUGCCUACACCAACACUGCCGACUAAGGAGGAGAAAACAGUGUUGCUAUGGUCAGACUACGGGUUCUCCAGCAGCUCACUGAUCAAUAAGGGAGGGUUAUGGAGAGGGUAGGGAGGGGUGGGAAGA
Messenger RNA from Microcebus murinus (gray mouse lemur), 5483 nucleotides. NCBI's taxonomy places the organism in Eukaryota, Metazoa, Chordata, Mammalia, Primates, Cheirogaleidae. The record is from RefSeq and is a predicted model, not a curated record.